CCUUGAAGUCUCAAUGAACUCGCUGGCCUCCAAGUGUACUGAGGAGGCCAACUCGACAGAUUGCCUCCUUCGCACCUUGCUCGACUUUCUGGAGGACGCGCGCCGAAAGGAUGAUGGUAAAUACGAAUGGGACCCAAUCACUUUUGGCUUCACAGUCGCCAUCUCUCUUGCUGCCGCUGGGUUCGCAUUGAUCACAAUUAUCCAAGCUGUGCUAGCGGCGGGUCCAGCCCGUCGAAAGUCGAACCCCGAAGCUAUUGGAAAAUGGGCUAAAAUGACAGAGCCGCAGUGGAAGUGGCGGGAUUUUGGCUAUCUCUACGUCGCACAAACCCCGAUCCUCUCCGUCGAGAAUAUUGCGGCAUAUCUUGAGAUAAGAGAAGCAAGGACAUCACAUCGGAGAACAAGACCUAGAGAAUAUCAGAGAACAACCCCUAGAGAAUAUCAGACUCCGGUAGCGGCCGAAAACGAGACCGAAAACGAAAAUGACCAGCGCAUCCAAAAUCACAAAGGAACAGGGGCGUCAUGGCUCACCUUUCUGGAAAUGGCCGGACUCGCCGAUCUGGACCUAGGCGAUAAGGCCAUUGUAACUACGGUGGCCGAUUACUUGCCUAGCGAUCUCGUGGCUGUUUCCGCUGCAGUUGAAGUGCGACUUGUCUUCCUUCUCAUAGCCUUGUCUCAGAAACCAUUGUGGCUACUUGAACCUGGAUCACGGUGUCCUAGUUUGACUAGCCCGGCGUUUCAGUUCGAACUGCGGCAACACGCGAAUAUGGGAUUGAUCGGAGCCUUCUCCUCUUAUAAGACAAUGAGCUUUGAUCUAGGCAAGCUAUCCACAGACGACCUCAACCUGGCCGCAAAACAUGCAGAUGGUGUUCUUCUCAUAUCGAAUAGAUUUACCUCGGGAGACUCCAAGACCGUGUUUAGAUUUUCAGGCCUCAGUAAAAAGAUCAAUAUCACCGCCCCUCGCACAUUCACGCGUUGGUUAGCCCUUCGUUCAAUCCCUGUAAGAUACGAGUGGUGGAGCCUGCUACCCAAGUUCGCUUCAUUAAGCAAACGUCCUACCUACUCGACCAUUUUCUUCGGCCUUGUUGUCGCCAAGGCACCUAGACGCUGCCCCCCCACGUUCCCAUGGAGCACUUUACCAGUUGGGAAUUUAUUUACGCACCUUUCCAUUAGCUGCAACAUGACAACCGAGGAGCAAUACGAUGCUUCUAGCACCACGGAGCAGAUGCCCCGACAAGCUCACAUCUUCGAGCUAAUACUCCGGAGCAAGUACGCUGACUGCCUCUUUGCGGAGGAAACUUCUGACCAGACUGGCCACUGCCCAUGUCACAAUGUUGUUGCCGCUUGCGCAAGCAUUCGGCUAGGGUUUGGCGACUUCACAUCUUGGCUUGCCCUCUACCCGACAGAGAAACUCCCACAACUUCGACAGGACGUCUUGGUUCUACUUACAGCGAUAGACUUCUGGUUAUACAAGCGGAGCACAAGCUCUCACAUCGUUAUUCUCUCAUUCCGCUUGCUUGUCAACACACUAAGUCUACAUCAAGUAUUGGAUAUUCUCGGCGAAACCCUGCCUGGCAACAAAGAAACACCAACCCAGCUCUUGACAGGUUUCUUUCAGGCGUAUGAGACCCCAGACUCGCCGCAUAAAUAUGAAAGAAACGAAAAGCUGAAAGAACCCACCGGCCGUUUUGCGAGUCAGGAGACGUUUGCCGAGUUUGAGGCUGUUACGCAGCCGAUGCUUGAGAAUGUGAAGUCAUUGGUGGACGCUCGUAACGAAGCCGCGAACCAACCAAUGCUCAUAUUCGGUAGAGGGGCCGACGUAAUCAUUAGGGGCAGGAGAUAUGCUUGGGAGGUUGAGCAAGAGGAGAGCCCGGCCGUCCCAUUCUUCAUUGACACAUUAAACAACCGCAGAGGAGUGGCCAGUGGGGCUGAUGUAACGUGCCCAGAAUACAAGACACACAAAGACACACACUGAGAGGCUCACAGGACGGCAAUAUCGACAAUAAAGAGUCUGAUGAACUUCUGACUCAUGUUCUGGCAUGGAGGG
Ilyonectria robusta is the source of this 2044-nucleotide messenger RNA. RefSeq lists its product as uncharacterized. The record is from RefSeq and is a predicted model, not a curated record. The transcript has a single exon. Lineage: Eukaryota; Fungi; Ascomycota; Sordariomycetes; Hypocreales; Nectriaceae. The coding region runs from base 14 to 1972 and encodes 652 amino acids.